Caenorhabditis elegans is the source of this 903-nucleotide messenger RNA. RefSeq names its product Serpentine Receptor, class Z (gene srz-69). The record is from RefSeq and is marked reviewed. NCBI's taxonomy places the organism in Eukaryota, Metazoa, Nematoda, Chromadorea, Rhabditida, Rhabditidae. The transcript is spliced from 5 exons. The coding region runs from base 1 to 903 and encodes 300 amino acids.
AUGAAUUUUAGCGAUUCAACCGUGGUUGAUGAUUCGUCAUUGCAAAUUCCGGAUUCAGUGAAUUUCAUUUUUAUGUUAUUAUUUUCAAUGUUGAUGUUCUGUUACUUACUAGUAUUCCCGAUUUUCAAGUAUAUUUGCAAAAUUAAUGAAGAGCAAGAUCAAAAGGACAAACUCUACCCAGUGAUCAUAAGACUUUUUGCAAUGGUCAAAACAUUUUAUUAUCUAUUCAUACCAUUAACUGCCAGUGUAAUUAUAGCCAAUAAGCCCAAAUUUGGUUACAUAAAACUCCUAAUUAUCUUAAUAUGCUACUUCUUGUUCAUUAUUGCCCAAGCAUUCAACAUUGUAGUGUUUUUAGUUGCUGUUGAAAAAUGGUCGGGCCAUAUGUUCCCAAACUUUGCGCAAUAUGUCACAUCAGCUCGAGAAGUAUUGCUUUAUAAAACUUGGAUUCUGUAUAUUUUCCUGGUGCUUACGGAAUUAGGCAUCUAUGUGGGAAUAAGCUGCACAGUGUCAAAGUCCGCGUUGGAUUAUGUUUUUGGAAGUAUUUUAUUUUGCAUGGCAAUGAGUUCAGUGUUAUCUGCGUUGUUGCAUCUGUCGAUUUUGAAUAAAAUUCGAAAGCUCGCGUACUUAGAGUCGACUCAACUGAAUAACCUUUACAUAUACGUAUUUUGGCUAACAAUUACAGUAGUGGUGUUUAAAGCGAUCUACAUACCAUUCUUCACCAUUAUUUAUCUAAUUUUUCUCCGUCAGUUUUCACUAUAUGUUUUAAUUGUUGUUAUUGGUUGUGUCGAAGGUCUCACGACUCCGUUUAUUAUUGAAACAGUGUAUAUUAUUUGCAACAUUGGCGAAAUCUACACGGUGGACGGCAAAAAAAUUACAGAAGUUUUGAGGCUAUAUUUAAAGUGA